GCCCGCCGCAGGCGGUCUGGCCCGCAGGCGGCCCGCCGCAGGCGCCGCGGUGGCCGCCGAAGGUACGUCGCCGGCGGCCACCGCCUGGCCGCCCUGGCUGCGUGGCCGCGCGGCGGCCCGCCGCGGAGGCGCCUUGGAGGGCCAUGAGCUCCUCGGGCAGCUGCUGCCGGCGGUGCCAGCGGGCCCUGCGCCUCGGCAGGGUGGCGCCAGAGCCUUACGCCGUGGCGGAGGCCGAGACGCCCGCCGAGCGAGAACGCAGACCCGCGCCCUCGGCGUCCAGAACCGACGACACGUCGCUCAAGCAGAAGCCCAGCGUCUCGUCCCUCAAGGC
This is a messenger RNA of Prorocentrum cordatum, 331 nucleotides long. The record is from the annotation of a GenBank genome assembly. NCBI's taxonomy places the organism in Eukaryota, Dinophyceae, Prorocentrales, Prorocentraceae.